AGAUAAGACGUCGGAGCGCGGCAUCGAGGACCAGAUAAGCACAAGUGGAGGACAAUCCAGCCCGGCAGCGGGUGAGAGUGGGUGCUGGCCAGGACGGUUCCUUCAGAGCAAACAGCAGGGAGAUGCCGGCCCGCUCCUUUCCAGCUCCUCCCCGUGCCCGCUAACACAGCACGGCCGCCUGCAGUCUCCUCUCUGGGUGAUUGCGCGGGCCUAAGAUGUGUCCUGGGGCACUGUGGGUGGCCCUGCCCCUGCUGUCCCUGCUGGCUGGCUCCCUACAGGGGAAGCCACUGCAGAGCUGGGGACGAGGGUCUGCUGGGGGAAACGCCCACAGCCCACUGGGGGUGCCUGGAGGUGGGCUGCCUGAGCACACCUUCAACCUGAAGAUGUUUCUGGAGAACGUGAAGGUGGAUUUCUUGCGCAGCCUUAACCUGAGUGGGGUCCCUUCGCAGGACAAAACCAGGGUGGAGCCGCCGCAGUACAUGAUCGACCUGUACAACAGGUACACGUCCGAUAAGUCGACUACGCCAGCGUCCAACAUUGUGCGGAGCUUCAGCAUGGAAGAUGCCAUCUCCAUAACUGCCACAGAGGACUUCCCCUUCCAGAAGCACAUCUUGCUCUUCAACAUCUCCAUUCCUAGGCACGAGCAGAUCACCAGAGCUGAGCUCCGACUCUAUGUCUCCUGUCAAAAUCACGUGGACCCCUCUCAUGACCUGAAAGGAAGCGUGGUCAUUUAUGAUGUUCUGGAUGGAACAGAUGCCUGGGAUAGUGCUACAGAGACCAAGACCUUCCUGGUGUCCCAGGACAUUCAGGAUGAGGGCUGGGAGACCUUGGAAGUGUCCAGCGCCGUGAAGCGCUGGGUCCGGUCCGACUCCAUCAAGAGCAAAAAUAAGCUGGAAGUGACUGUGGAGAGCCACAGGAAGGGCUGCGACACGCUGGACAUCAGUGUCCCCCCAGGUUCCAGAAACCUGCCCUUCUUUGUCGUCUUCUCCAAUGACCACAGCAGUGGGACCAAGGAGACCAGGCUGGAGCUGAGGGAGAUGAUCAGCCAUGAACAAGAGAGCGUGCUCAAGAAGCUGUCCAAGGACGGCUCCACAGAGGCAGGUGAGAGCAGUCACGAGGAGGACACGGAUGGCCACGUGGCUGCGGGGUCGACUUUAGCCAGGCGGAAAAGGAGCGCCGGGGCUGGCAGCCACUGUCAAAAGACCUCCCUGCGGGUAAACUUCGAGGACAUCGGCUGGGACAGCUGGAUCAUCGCACCCAAGGAGUAUGAAGCCUACGAGUGUAAGGGUGGCUGCUUCUUCCCCUUGGCUGACGAUGUGACGCCGACGAAACACGCUAUCGUGCAGACCCUGGUGCAUCUCAAGUUCCCCACAAAGGUGGGCAAGGCCUGCUGUGUGCCCACCAAACUGAGCCCCAUCUCCGUCCUCUACAAGGAUGACAUGGGGGUGCCCACCCUCAAGUACCAUUACGAGGGCAUGAGCGUGGCAGAGUGUGGGUGCAGGUAGUAUCUGCCUGCGGGGCUGGGGAGGCAGGCCAAAGGGGCUCCACAUGAGAGGUCCUGCAUGCCCCUGGGCACAACAAGGACUGAUUCAAUCUGCGUGCCAGCCUGGAGGAGGAAACGGAGCCUGCUCUCCCUCCCCACACCCCACCCAAAGCAUACACCACUGAGCUCAACUGCCAGGGAAGGCUAAGGAAAUGGGGAUUUGAGCACAACAGGAAAGCCUGGGAGGGUUGUUGGGAUGCAAGGAGGUGAUGAACAGGAGAACAGGGGAAAAAUAAUCCAUAGUCAGCAGAAAACAACAGCAGUGAGCCAGAGGAGCACAGGCAGGCAGGUUACUGCAGAGAUUGAUGGAAGUUAGAGAGGUGGAGGAGGCCAGCUCACUCCAAAACCCUUGGGGAGUAGAGGGAAGGAGCAGGCCAUGUGUCACACCCAUCAUUGCAUGUUAUUUCCCACAACCCAGUUAGAGGGGCAUGGCUUCCAAUUUAGAGACACAAAACGCAGGCAGAUCAAGUAGCAUUGGUCAAUGGCAUGAUUCCAACUCAGAUUUGUGGGACACCAAAGCCCAGGGUCUUCCCAAGUGCCCCGCUGCAGUUUAGCAGGUCCUCUCCAGCUAAAGAGCAGUGAGACAUUGGGAGCCCAGGAGUGUUGAGGCCAGGCCAGGCUGAGGCCCAUCAGUCACAGGUGUGACUGGGCUGCUUGUCACAUACAGGGCGUGGUCUGGCCACUGUUAACAGUGCUCACUCAGCGGCCAAAUGCUUUUUAAUAUGACCCCUGAGGCACUGAAAAGUAACCCCAGGCCAACUGCAGGAUAGAGAGAGAGGUCAGGACAGCAGCCCUGUGGGCUGCAUGAUACACUGUGGCUGGAGUUAUUGUGACCCCCUGGUGCAGUGCUCCCACGGCCAGUGGUGCACACAGGGCCAUUCACUGCCCAUAGACUGAAACCAUGUGACCAUUUGAGAGGGCCGGGCAUACUUUCCCCUGAGGGAUGGGGCAGCCUGUGGCCAGCACCUCUGCAGUUACUCAGCAUAGCCAGCUCACCAGCAUGCCAUGCCCAGGGUGCCCCCCCAAGUGACAACCUCAUGGGAGAUGGGCCUGGAUUUGAAUUUGUUGGAAUUAAAUGUGCUCUGGCUUUGGUCUUUGAAACAUACCUAUUUUUAUUCCUUGGUGACAUGUCCUUAAGUGACAAGACUCCAGCCUUCCUGGGCGAGGCCUCCCCAGCCUCGGAAGAGCUGCAGUCCUUAUCGGCGAUCACUGGCUCUGCCUGCAUUUGCCGGCUCUCUUGAGUCACGUGCAUCCCAGCACCCCGCCUGGGCUCGGACUGUGGGACCAGACUCAGCCUCCCCAAACCCAAGGGAAGAUAAGGCUUCCAUUUGCUCUGUGUUUCACCCUCUCCUGUGACUCUCCUGGCCACACAUGGAAUGGGGCGGUAUGAGGAAGAGUCUGAAAGUGGUGAAGAGUGCACCUAUGGCCCUCUGACCUCCAGCCAGAGCAGGGCCUAGGGGAGGCUUAGAGAGGCCAGGGCCUCUCCCCGUGGUUGAAACUCCCAUUUAUUUAAAAAAAAAAGUGGGGGGUGGGGAAAACGUUAUGUUAAAUGUUUACAUGGAACCAAUGAACAACUUUAACACACAAAUACAACGAAACGUUCUUGUUUAAUUACUGGCGUUAUAGAAAAUAUGAAUUCCUGCUACAUGCCGGGCAGUGUGGUGUUACAACGCUAUUCCAAGUCGGGUGUUGAGCAUCUUCUUUCAGUCUUGGUGGUGUGCUUCUGUGCCUGCUUGAAAAUUUCACUCGGAAAUAAAGUCAAAUGUCUAA
Molecule: messenger RNA, 3313 nt
Organism: Gorilla gorilla gorilla (western lowland gorilla)
Lineage: Eukaryota; Metazoa; Chordata; Mammalia; Primates; Hominidae
Gene: GDF2
Product: growth differentiation factor 2
Exons: 2
Coding region: 216-1505 (429 amino acids)
Biological process (GO): BMP signaling pathway
Cellular component (GO): extracellular region
Molecular function (GO): cytokine activity; growth factor activity
Source: RefSeq, a predicted model, not a curated record